Poeciliopsis prolifica (blackstripe livebearer) is the source of this 2318-nucleotide messenger RNA. Its product is annotated as GRAM domain-containing protein 4-like. The coding region runs from base 511 to 1773 and encodes 420 amino acids. The record is from RefSeq and is a predicted model, not a curated record. The transcript has a single exon. NCBI's taxonomy places the organism in Eukaryota, Metazoa, Chordata, Actinopteri, Cyprinodontiformes, Poeciliidae. Gene Ontology annotation, biological process: negative regulation of toll-like receptor 9 signaling pathway; apoptotic process.
UAUUGUAAAUAUAUAAUAUAUAUAUGAAUAUAUUGUGUAUAAAUAUUUAAAAUGUGACGUGAGCUCAAAGUGCAACGCUACAGUUAGCUUACCAAAGGAUUGUGUUAAAAAAUAACAGUGGAUAAAUGGCUUAAGACUAUUUAUACCACACCAGGUACAGAAAGCCACAAAUGCAAAAAUUCUAUCAUGUAGAAAUCUAUUGUUAAUUUCUUCAUGUUAAAUUAAGAAAAACAUUACUUAUUAUAUAAUUACUUAGUCAUUAUUUCAGCUUGACUCUUGCAGAACUGAUCUGAUCAGUUUUGCAUGACUAUUCCUUCUGAUCGUUUCCAUAGCAACGAUCAGAAGAGCAAGACUUUGCUAAAUACAAAAGUCCAGUGAGCUCACUGAUGAGGUCAUAGAUGACAUAAUGUAUAUCACAAUAGAUCAAAGAAGUUCUAAACCUUGCACGAUUUGCACGCCAACAUUGAGGACACAAAGUUCCAAUAGAAACCAGAAUCUGCAGCACCCAACAUGAGGAGGCGUUCCAGCAAAAUCCAGUCUCGGAGCCAAAGACGGGACAACUUGCUUGACUCGCCCAAUGGAUCAGACAUAGAAUGCAGGAACGGCGAUAUGAUGAAAAUGUGGUUAUUGCUGAGACAGCUAGAAGAGCUGAGGGAACCUGAGCUAGAAGAGCAGAUGGAAGCCCAGGCUGGUCCUGGAUCAUUUCUGGCAGAUCUCCAAGAAGAGCCAAAGACUGAUUUGAAUGAAACGAAAAAGCUUCUAGAAAUCUCUUUGUUAGAAAAUCUCUUCUUACAGGAGGAGUUGAAGAAACUGAGAGAUGACUCCGACAUAAAUUCAAUUAAACAGAAACUGGAGGAAGAACGAUGCAAAUGCAUUGAGUUGGAACAGAAGGUCAAUGAUGCCAUAAAAUUAGGAGUUGAGGAUUCUCCAUCACAGUCACCAAAACCACCAUCCUCUCAACCAACAGAAAAACAUAAAGAGCCUCUUUGCAACAGCUUUCUGGAAUGGCUUUACAAUCGUUUUGCAGUUGAUAUCGAAGACUUUGGCUUCCAGCCAGAGACAAUUGUGGAAACAGAGGAGCCACUAAGGGCUAGGAGGUUGGCUGAAAAUAUGAGACGCCUCAAAAGAGAUGUCAGACCUGUGACAGACUUCAUGGAUAACCUGUCUGCCUUAACCAGCUGGUACUCUGGGUCCACGUCUGCCAUUGCCUUCGUUGUGUACAUGUGUGCAGCGUGGCAUGGGUGGAUCAUCUCGAUAUUCCUGUUCCACGCAAUUGUCCGCCUUACCUUCAAUUAUCUCAUUUUUAGAGGCUGGAUAAUCGUACCUGAAGUGUGUGAGCCAUUGGAACCCCCAAAGGAGAACUUGACUAUAUCUGAGAAGUGCCAGUUGUUUUUUGAUGUUGCUCAGAAAGCUCAGAAUCUUAUUGGAAAGAUUGCCGACAUCCUGGAGAAGAUAAAAAAUCUGUUCAUGUGGAUCCAGCCAGAAUUGACUCUAAAGCUCUACCUGGCGCUGUGGGUGAUUUUUAUCUCCUCAUGCCUGUUACCUUGCCAAGUGCUGGGCUUCAUCACAGCUGCUUAUGUAGGUUUCAAGUUCUUCAUAUUUGACGUCAUCUUCAAAAGUUUCCCCGAGCUACAACAGCGCUUUGACACCUCCUUCAUCAUCUGGACCAACUUACCCACUGACCUGCAGCUGAAGGAAAGCAGCAACACUACCCGCAGCAGACAGGUUGCCACAACAGAGACCCAAGAGAGCGUUUGUCUUCAUGUGGUCUGAAAGUUCUCCAAGUGCAUUUCUCCAAGUGCACAUUUCCAAGUUAAGGGUACUCCGGCUUCCUUCCAGAGUCCAAAAAGAUGUCUGUUGGUUUAUUUGGCUUUUCUAAUUUACCUUUGCCCUAUGUUUUCUCUUUUGCUUAAAGUAGUUUAGGCCAACACUACUUUUAGCAAAUGUCAGACACACAUUUUUCUGAUUAAAUUUCAUAAAUAUCAAAAAGUAGUGUCAGGUUUCUCUCCGGGCACUCCGACUUCCUGCCACAGUCUGAAAUCACGACUGUUUAGUUAAUUGGUCUCUAAAUUCUGUUAGUGUGAUUAAAACAUUUCGUUGUUUUGAAUAAAACCUUUGCCUGGGUCUGAAUCCCUGCCUGGGUUCUUCUGUGUUCAUAGGGUUUGCAUGUUCUCCAAGUACAUUGGUGGGUUCUCUCCGGCUUCUUGGGCUUCCUCCCAGAGUUCAAAAAGAUUAAUGUUAGUUUAAUUGCCUUUUCUGGUUGACCUUAGCCCCGUGUCUUUUUCCCUCUCUUUUGCUUAUAGUUUUGGCCACUUUAA